Molecule: messenger RNA, 1140 nt
Organism: Ricinus communis (castor bean)
Lineage: Eukaryota; Viridiplantae; Streptophyta; Magnoliopsida; Malpighiales; Euphorbiaceae
Exons: 2
Coding region: 319-810 (163 amino acids)
Source: RefSeq, a predicted model, not a curated record
AAAGUAGUUUCCGUUUAAAACCAAGUCAUUCCAUAGAAAAGGACAGCAAGGAGCCACCACAACAGAACCUUUUUCAGUCUUUUGAUUCCUAUCAAUCACCUUCCUCUUCUUCUUCUUCUCUUUAGUGUAAAAACCCUUUCUUUACUUCUCUCUGCUGACGCUACUUGCCGUGAGCUCAGAGGCAGCUACAACCCCACUCGGUUCAGGCGGUACUCGUUUUCGAUUAACUGUCCGCGAUCCUCAACUUGGGAAGUUUUGUCACUGUCAUAAAAAGAAAAAUUAAAGCCGCGAUCUUUUCUUUUUUAUUUGAUUGUUUUCAUGGAGAAUUCAGCGAUUGCCAAGGAAAAUUAUCUCAAUGGGAAUCAUCUUCACUCCUUUUCUUCUGUCUCUGCUUCUAUUAGACAUGUUAGCUACAGCUGUGGCACUUGUGGAUAUGAGUUGAACUUAAGCUCCUCCAAUCGAAACACCUCUACCAUUGGCUCAAAAUAUGGGAAAUCCAUAAAACGAGGGAUCAUCUCAUUCUUUGACAUUGAUGAGAGCAGAUUUACUCAAGCUGAAGAAUUCCAGUGCAUUCCCUACUUUUCGAAGAGCAGCUGGGGCUUUUUCCGCCGGAGAACCAAACUUCUUUGUCGUAAAUGUGGUAAUUAUAUAGGAAUUGCUUAUGAGGAUGAAACUUCAGCUUAUCCGCUUGUAUCAGAUGGUUCAGAUUCAUCCUCAGUCAAUGAAUCCAAACGUAGAAAAUAUGAUAUUAAAAUCCGUGCCUUACAGCCUUCAUCAGUUGAUCGGUGUGGCACUCCACUUUAUAUGUGAUGCCUGGGAUCAAGCCUUCAAUAAUAUUGAUGGGUAUCAGUAACCAAAAUAACUACAGCAAAAGUUUUCUUGUGAUAUAUUCAUUUUAUACAUGCUUUCAGUUCACUUUCACCUUUUUGUUUGUGUAUUCACCCUCAUUUGUUAGAUUAUUGAUAAGUUGGUGACUUGUACAGAGCAGUAUUGGAAACUGAAUUACAAGCAUUGUGGAGUCUGCAAGGAAGUUGAGAACACUUUUCAGAUUUUAUUGUAGAAUGAUAGCGUGAUAUCUUGAAUUGAGUUAAAUGAAUGAGUAAAUGUGGGAGAACAUCAGCUUGUCUGCUUUGUUUCGUA